AUGCGUUUCCUUUCGAUCCUAGUGGUUUUGGCCACGGCACAGCUGGCGACAUGUCAACAAUAUCACACGGGAUUUAACUACGGCAGCACCUUCACAACUGGAGCUGCAAAAACGCAAGCAGACUUCGCAAAGGAGUUCAGGAGUGCUGCCAGCUUAUCGGGAGCCCCACAAGGCUUUACAAGUGCUCGCUUGUAUACCAAUAUCCAAGAUGGCACGCCCAAUGACCCUAUAUCUGCGAUUCCUGCAGCCAUUGAGACAAAGACGUCGCUGCUACUGGGACUAUGGGCGUCGGCUGGUGCCCCAGCAUUCGCAAACGAAUUGGAGUCACUGAGGAAAUCUAUUAGCACUUAUGGUGAUCGGCUCAAAGGAGUUGUUUUGGGAAUUUCGGUAGGCUCCGAGGACCUGUAUCGGAAUUCCCCGACUGGUAAAGCCAACAAAGAGAAUGCCGGGGCCGACCCCGGAACUAUCGUCGAUUAUAUCGCGCAGACCCGCGCUGUCAUCAAAGGCACUGUUCUUGACGGAGUUCCCAUCGGUCAUGUUGAUACCUGGACAGAGUGGGUCAACGUGGGCAGAAAUCAGGCCGUCAUCAACGCUGUCGACUGGCUCGGAUUUGACGGAUAUCCUUAUUUCGAAACAACCGCAGCUCAAGGCAACUCCAUCGAUCAGAACAAAGCCCUCUUUGACAGCUCGCUUCAGUCAACAAGGAAUGUUGCGGCCGGUAAAGCCGUUUGGAUUACCGAGACCGGCUUCCCUGUUAGUGGAAAGACGAGCGGUAGCGCCCUACCUAGCGUCGAGAACGCCAGGAAGUACUGGCAACAGGUCGGCUGCGCUAUUGUUGGCAGCAUGAACGUGUAUUGGUACACUUUGCAGGAUGCAGCUCCCAAUACCCCGAAUCCAUCUUUUGGCAUUCUCGACUCAAGCGGCAAGCAACUAUACGACCUGUCCUGCAACAAGGCUGCUGAUACAGCACGCUCAUCUGGCUCCUCGCCAGGGACUGAGUCUCCAGGGGCUUCUGACGCUGUGGAACCACCUUUGAAUCCAGACAGCAGAAUAUCACUGGGAGCCACCGGCCAACAAGCAAACGUCUUCUCAAUCCAAACUCAGACGUCGGUAGCUGGCAUAGGUGAAGCUUCUCCAUCAAGUGCUGCCAGUGAUGGCGAUUCCUCUAUCGGGUUUACAAUCCAGACAGAGACAUCCAUUACCAACACUGCUACUCCUGAGCCAACAUCUGCCAUUACGUCAGGGUCGACCGCAUCUCCUGUCUCUUCCAGCCGCGACCCCACCGCUACGCAGACACAGUCAGAGACUGGUGUGCCCGGUCUUGGUGCUGCCGUCAACGCAGGCUCCUUUGCAGCUGCUUUUGCUGCAAUUCUAGGUGCCGUAUUCUAUUUAUGA
This is a messenger RNA of Pyricularia oryzae 70-15, 1395 nucleotides long. RefSeq names its product GPI-anchored cell wall beta-1,3-endoglucanase EglC. The record is from RefSeq and is a predicted model, not a curated record. NCBI's taxonomy places the organism in Eukaryota, Fungi, Ascomycota, Sordariomycetes, Magnaporthales, Pyriculariaceae. Gene Ontology annotation, molecular function: glucan endo-1,3-beta-D-glucosidase activity; 1,3-beta-glucanosyltransferase activity. The transcript is spliced from 3 exons. The coding region runs from base 1 to 1395 and encodes 464 amino acids. Gene Ontology annotation, biological process: carbohydrate metabolic process; cell wall organization. Gene Ontology annotation, cellular component: extracellular region; cell surface; fungal-type cell wall.